AUGCGCACUCCUCCUCCUCCUCCUCUCAGGAUUGGCGAAGAGUACAGAGGAGGAGGUGCUAGAGCGGCGCCUGCGUGUGCGCGAGUACUUCCGGUCCGGCGACGGUGCGUGCAGCGGACGUGACGUCACGCGGUGGGAAAUAGCAAAUUGCAGGUGUAUUUCCUUCUGUCACUGUUGCUUGCAAUUGAAUGGUUCCUUUUUUCCCUAUUUUCGUUUUUUUUCUAGCGGUUCUCGUUUUGGUUUUUUUUGGUAAAGGUGGUUUUACAGGUAUGAAUAAAUUAUUUAUUUCUUAAAUUCCUCUGCCCCUCUCCAGGGUGGUUUACGGUAUAAAAAGGGGGGGGGAAUGCGUAAGGAGACAGACGCCGGCGGGUCAGCCGAGGCCUGGCGGAAGGGGAAGGCAGGCGCCCGGGGAGCCUCCCUGGGGAGAGCAGCAUCCCACGGACGGGGAGCCACCGCAGAGAAGGCCCCGCUCUCGCGCUGCCAGGGAGGGAGGUGAGCGCCACAGCCGCCUUCUCCCCACCCCGGAUUCCCGGCAUGUGGCUCUCAGGGCACCUUUCCUGCCCCCAAAAGUCAAGGGAGGAAAGGGCCAUUGCAGUGGCACCUCUUACCAGCCCCAGCCUACCUUCUGUUCCUCUGUCUGAUCCUCUUGGAUGAGCCUGAUGGGUUUUGGAUUCAGGGGAGCUCGGUGGAGGCCGUGGGGAGGCUAGGGGGCCACACCUGCACGUGCCUGGUCCGUUGUCGCGGGCCAGGUGGGCGGGGGGUUCUCCUUUCUACUGGCAUCAUUUCACCCCUGACGUUGCCAUGGAUGGUGCUGUCUCCUCAUUUCCCCGGGGGUUUGGGGGGCCACUAGCAACGCUAGUGUAUUUUAAUUAAUUGAUCUCUGUUUUUAUGCAUAUUGUGUUGUUUUUAUGAUGUUAGCUGCUCUGAGCCCGGCCUCAGCUGGGGAGGGCAGGAUACAAAUAAUUUAUUAUUAUUAUUAUUAUUAUUAUUUCCCUGUCUGAUCCUUUUCUGGCAAAGGGCAGCCUCAGAAAUCUCUGCCAGGUUGGCAAGCAGAGCCAAAGUUGCCCCAGCCCCUGGUCAAGGAUCCCUAUGUCACAGGCAGUUGGGCUAGAUCAGGGGUAGGCAUCCUAAGGCCCUUGGGCCAAAUGCGGCCCAAUCGCCUUCUAAAUCUGGCCCACGGACGGUCCAGGAAUCAGAGUAUUUUUACAUGAGUAGAAUGUGUCCUUUUAUUUAAAAUGCAUCUCUGGGUUAUUUGUGGGGAUAGAAAUUCGUUCAUUUCCCCCCCAAAAUAUAGUCGGGCCCCCCACAAGGUCUGAGGGACGGUGGGCCGGCCCACAGCUGAAAAAGGUUGCUGCCCCUGGGUUAGAUGAACUUUGGGGGGACCCUUCCAACUCUUCCUUAUCCUGUUUCUUAAAGGUCUUCAGGAUCUGCUUUGCCAGGACCUGCCGGGCGUUUUGCCCUCAAGCCGUCCCUCCACCAGACAGAAAGAAAGGACUCCCCCGGACCCUUUCCCCUCCGGAUCUCCCUCUCAAUGGCUCUCUGCUCCCCGGCCUCCACCUCUUCGAAGCCACGGACAGCCCCCUUCCCCGCACGGCUGAUCCCCGGCUCCCCCUACUCGGUGCUGGUCCUCCAGGAGGGCUUUUCGGAGGAGCUUUGCGACGGCAGCACCCGAGCGGACGGGACCGUCUCCCUGGUCUUGGGUCCCCAGCUCACCCUGGUGGACACGGGGGGUCCCUGGAGCCGUGAGCGGCUGCUGGCGGGGCUGGCCGAGCAGGGCGUGUCCCCUCGAGACGUCCGCCACGUGGUCUGCACCCACGGCCACUCGGACCACGUGGGCAACCUCAACCUCUUCCCCGAGGCCCUGCUGGUCGUGGGCACGGACGUCAGCCGGCCUGAUGGACGUUACCUCCCCACGGAUCUGCGCCGGGGGCUCCCCUACCCACUCCACGCGGGGCACCUGGAGGUGCUGCCCACCCCCGGCCACACGGGGAACGACGUCAGCCUGCUGGUCCGCGGCACUUCCCUGGGGGACGUCCUGGUGGCCGGAGACCUGUUUGAGCGUGAGGGAGACGAAGGAGAGUGGCAGCCGCUUAGCGAGGACCCUGCGCGGCAGGCAGGGAGCAGGGCCCGUGCCCUGGGCGUGGCGGACCUCAUCGUGCCAGGGCAUGGGGGACCCUUCCAAGUCUUCAGGGAAGGAGUUGGGUCUCGAGGGGAGGGUCUGGGUGGACUCUACAGCCCUAGCCAAGAACUGCAGAGCUGCUCUGCAUCCCCCAACAAAAAUGGUGACCAAGAGGAUGAAGGGUUUGGAAACUAA
Molecule: messenger RNA, 2314 nt
Organism: Podarcis lilfordi (Lilford's wall lizard)
Lineage: Eukaryota; Metazoa; Chordata; Lepidosauria; Squamata; Lacertidae
Source: the annotation of a GenBank genome assembly